UGUGUGUGUGUGUGUGUGUGAGAGAGAGAGAGAGAGAGUGUGUGUGUGUGUGUGUGAGAGAGAGAGAGAGAGAGAGAGAGAGAGAGAGAACUUCUACCGUCCUACAAGAUACCACCACACCGAAUGGCUGCACUAACAGACUCCUGCUACUUAGGAUUUGACUUCAGCACCCAGCAGCUGAAAGUCAUUGCCAUUGAUGGUAAUCUUCAAGUUACUCACCAGAGCAAUAUCCAGUUUGAUGGCAACCUUCCAGAGUUCAGGACUCAUGGGGGAGUUCACAUCCAUGAGAACAGAGUAACUGUAACCUCUCCAGUGCUCAUGUGGCUCAAGGCACUUGACCUGCUCCUUGAGAAGAUGAAGACUGCAGGAUUCGACUUCUCUCGUGUGAAAGCUAUUUCAGGCAGCGGUCAGCAACAUGGCAGUGUAUACUGGAAAAAGGGAGCGAGAAAAACUCUGCAGUGUCUGGAUCCGGGAAGAUAUUUACACAGCUUGCUGGAGAAUAGUUUUGCUGUCCAGGACAGUCCAGUGUGGAUGGACUCCAGUACAGCAGAGCAAUGUAAGAGCCUUGAGCGUGCAGUAGGUGGCGCUCAACAGCUUGCUAAUAUCACUGGGUCACGAGCCUAUGAGCGCUUUACUGCAAAUCAGAUUGCCAAGAUUUACAAGUUACAGCAGGACCGAUACAAUGACACUGAGAGAAUCUCACUGGUCAGUAGCUUUGCUGCAUCUCUUUUUCUUGGUGAUUAUGCUCCGGUUGACUACAGUGAUGGUUCAGGGAUGAAUAUAAUGGACAUCUUCACUAAACAGUGGUCAGAGCCAUGUUUGAAAGCCACUGCACCUCAGCUGGCAGAGAAGCUCGGUGACCCCACGCCACCCACUGCAGUUCUGGGCUUUGUUUCUCCCUAUUUUGUGAAGCGUUUUGGAUUCCCAGAGGACUGUAAAGUGGUGGCUUUUACUGGUGACAAUCCUGGAUCCCUAGCAGGUAUGCGGCUACAGGAGGGAGAUAUAGCGGUGAGCCUGGGCACAAGUGACACUGUGUUUCUGUGGAUCAAGGAACCCAGACCUAUGGUGGAGGGACACAUCUUCUGCAACCCUGUAGACUUCCAGUCCUAUAUGGCUCUGAUCUGUUAUAAGAAUGGCUCUCUGACUAGAGAACGGAUCCGUAACGAGUGUGCUAGAGGAUCAUGGGAAGAUUUCUCCAAUGCCCUGAGGUCCACUCCCAUGGGGAACAAUGGAAACAUAGGAAUUUAUUUUGAUGCAGUGGAGAUCACACCUCCAGCGCUUGGGAUUCACAGAUUUGAUCAACAUGAUAAAGAAGUAGCUGCCUUCACCCUAGAGGUGGAAAUUCGAGCCCUGGUUGAAGGACAGUUCCUGGCAAAGAGAGUGCAUGCCCAGAAGUUGGGUUACAGGAUUAUGCAAGGAACAAGAGUUCUGGCAACAGGAGGUGCCUCAUCUAACAAGGACAUACUUCAGGUUCUGUCUGACGUGUUCAACGCUCCAGUGUAUACCAUCGACUUGGCCAACUCCGCCUGCCUCGGCUGCGCCUACAGAGCUGUGCAUGGACUUGCUGCUGAAAUGGGAAUGUCAUUUGCAGAGGCAGUGAGUAAAGCCCCAGGAGCACAGCUCGCAGUGAAACCAACCCCAGGAGCUGAAAAGGUCUACGGACCGCUCCUGAAGAGAUAUGCAGAUCUGGAAAAGAGGAUUCUCAGGAACACAAUGACAUCAUGAUUCAUACAUUCGGUAUCUUUUAAGCACCUUUUUUUUCCUGGUUAACAGCCAUAAACAAAUGAUGCCUUUAACGUGAUUCUGUAUAAAAGAUGCUGCAUUGGUUUUCUAUGUGAAAAUGUAUGUGCAUUGAUUCUGUGGAUGACUCACACUGUUCCGUGUUAAUUGUGAGCAGGAAGCAGCUCAGUGUGAUCAUUAAUUUGGCCUGACGGGUUCAAAUCUAUCACCGUGUCAGGAGUAAAAAGAAGAAGAAGAAGAAGAAGAAAAAAGCUAUUGUGUAACAUAAUAUAAUUCCUGUAUAAGCAAUGAAAUGAAGAAAAACAAUAACUGAUAGGAGCUGUUUGACUCAACCUUCCUCUUCCCCUUUCUAAGAUGAAGCACAAUUAUUUUCUAAAUAUAUAUGUGUGUGUUUUACUGAUACUUUGACCUAGGGUUGUGUUCUAUUAAUAAUAAUCCAUCUGCGUUGCCUACAUUCCCACUCACUGACACCGGUGUGCCUCGGCUGCCGCUUGAAAUCAAUUGGUCAUUAGUCUUCAGCUCCAGCCUUUGCUGCUGCUAAAUGUGAAAUGUAAGGUAGUGUGAAUGCAUUAAUGUCUCAGUUCUGCAGACCUGUAAUGUAUUUAAGGCUACACAUUGUGCAUUAAUUAAGAUCAUCAGUUUGCCACUGUUUACAAAUCUUUGGAUCAUAUGUUUCACUUUUUAGCAUCACAACACAUUUACUGUACUGGUGCUGAUGGUCUAUUAGUGUUCCACAGACCCAGUCAUCAGCGUUCUAAAUAAACUGGUGAAUAUAUAUGAAAUUAUGAGUAGUGGUGACCCAGAUACCUCAAGAUAUUUUUACUUUUGUUGCAUAUACGUUUUUUCUGCUUCAUUCCUCUCUCCAAACUAGAUUCGCUUUGUGAAACCAUUCAUCAUAAAUGGGAACGAUGGGACGUUACGAGAUAUAUAUGAUAUAGUACGUAAACCUUAGUAUCCAAGCAUUUUCCUUCUGUCUUUGUUGUACACCGCACGCUUACAGAGGGACGACUGAGGAAGAUAGACUGAUUUGACUGAUUGAUUUUAAAAUCAGACACACUGUGUGAAAUGUUGCUCACUUCCUUGUCUAUAUGCCUCACAACACUUUGUAUUUCUAAUCAUAUCAGAGGAACUGUUCGAAUAAAUGUGUCAUCGUUUUAA
Tachysurus fulvidraco (yellow catfish) is the source of this 2898-nucleotide messenger RNA. It is a transcript of the gene xylb, whose product is annotated as xylulokinase homolog (H. influenzae). Gene Ontology annotation, cellular component: cytosol. Gene Ontology annotation, biological process: D-xylose metabolic process; xylulose metabolic process. The coding region runs from base 124 to 1725 and encodes 533 amino acids. Gene Ontology annotation, molecular function: D-xylulokinase activity. NCBI's taxonomy places the organism in Eukaryota, Metazoa, Chordata, Actinopteri, Siluriformes, Bagridae. The record is from RefSeq and is a predicted model, not a curated record. The transcript has 19 exons.